AUGGAAGUUAUAUGUGCCAUAUGCGGUGAUAAAGCAACAGGGAAACACUAUGGAGCCGUCAGUUGUGAUGGAUGUAAAGGAUUUUUUCGUCGAACAAUCAGGAAAAGGCAUAACUAUGUCUGUAGAUUUAACCACGAUUGUGUAGUUGAUAAAGAUAAGAGAAAUACUUGCCGGAAAUGUAGACUUGAUAAAUGCUUUCGUAGAGGAAUGCGGAAAGAAGCUGUUCAAGCUGAAAGAGAUAGAAUAAGACCUCAUGGUACUUCUCCUAUACCAGAUGAUCCUCUUUUGGAUUCCCUUUUACAAGCUGAAGCAGCUGUACGACAGUUAAGAUCAACAGUUAUAACAAGGACGGCAGAUGCUCGGAGACAAGCUACUACAGGAGAUGUUACGGAUAGUAUGAAUCAACAGCUGAUUCUAAUGGUCGAAUGGGCUAAAAGUUUAGAACAGUUUCAAAGACUACCUAUGACAGCACAAAUAGCACUCCUUAGGCAUUUUUCUGCUCAACAUUUGGUAAUGUGUGCUGCUUUUCGUUCGAUACAUAUGAACGAUGCAGUAUGGUUAACGAAUGAAACAACUUUACAUAAAGAUAGUCCCAAAGUUCCGGAUGUCAAUCGUGUAGCUGCACGUAUAGUAGAUCACUUGACUCAUCCAAUGAGACAAUUACAAAUGAAUGAAAUCGAAUAUACAGCUUUAAAAGCUAUAGCUUUUUUUGAUCCUUGGGCCAAAGGCUUAGAUGGUUCUCAUUCCGAAGUAGAUGAUAUGAGGCAAAAAGUUAUUGAAUCAUUAGAAAAACAUGUGAGGACAGUCUCGCCCUUAAAGGAUAUGCCAAGACGAUUUCCUAAUUUGUUACUCCUUCUACCACCAAUGUUAGCAAUCGCAAGAGAUUUAAUAGAAGAUGUUCAAUUAGCUAAACUGUUUGGAUUAGCAGCCAUAGAUAAUCUCAUGCAAGAGUUGAUGCUACCGCCGGAUAGUUCAAGUGACAAACAACAAUAA
Molecule: messenger RNA, 993 nt
Organism: Auanema sp. JU1783
Lineage: Eukaryota; Metazoa; Nematoda; Chromadorea; Rhabditida; Rhabditidae
Source: the annotation of a GenBank genome assembly